Physcomitrium patens is the source of this 3595-nucleotide messenger RNA. RefSeq lists its product as uncharacterized. Lineage: Eukaryota; Viridiplantae; Streptophyta; Bryopsida; Funariales; Funariaceae. The record is from RefSeq and is a predicted model, not a curated record.
CGAUGGCAAUGGGCGUGGUGAGGGCACUCCCCCGAUUGGGGCUGGACUUUGAGGGAGAGAGCGCAUUGAAUGCCCUGCAUCAGCGUAGGCAAAAGAAUAGGGGCAAUUUGAAAGCAGGCGCAGGAAGGCGGUGACGAGGAAACGCCCCCAUGAGCGAGCGAGGCUCGCUCUCCUGUCAGUCAAACCGUGGUCAAUCAAGCAGGGCGCAAUUCAUUCCUGGUGCCACAUCAAUCGCCGCUUCUUAAUUUGCGUCACCAUGUACCGCACACCCCAAACGCCUCGGUCUGCCACUACUGCAUUAGAAAUGUCGAUGGUCGCGUUCCUCCGGAAACUGUGAAAUGAAUUCGGGAGGGAGGGGAUGUGUGUGCGGUGAGGAGUGUGUGGGCACAGGCUGCGAGGGAGAAAGGGAGGAAUUCCACCAAAACACUUGAACAUGGGUUUAUAGUGACGUAGUGUUCGACCGAGAAAUUUUGAAUUCCGUAUUAGUCAUUAAUGUGCGGGAGCCCCUUCCAAGGUAACCCCCCUGGUUUUCCCCAAGGUAAAGGUAAGAUGGCAUGAUUCCAUUACCGAGCACUAACUAAUUUCCCUGUGUGCAACAAUAGUAAUGCUCUCAUAACUACUGCGCCCACCUCUACACUGGGCCUUUAUGGUUCAAGCCAAACGCUUCCGUUGCCCUCAUGGGCGCCAACGAUUUCAAAGUGCUUGCCUGAUCUCUCCGCACCGUUUUCGGGUUUCCAAUUGUCGUCAGCUGAAGCUAAUUGCAAACCCGCGGAGCAAAAUUUGCGUUUGCCCCUUUGGAAGAUUUUUGUGAGCUAGAAUUGAGUUUACAGUGUUCCUCCUGGUUGCGUUGGUGGUGCUUUUGUCACGGAGCUGGGUGACGAUGGUAGGAAUGUGUUUCCUGGAGGAAGCUCGGAUAUCUCAUAUCAUUUGGCGAAGUUGGAUUGCAUAAUUUGCUGGUUUAUUUUUUGCUUUGAGUCGUCGAGUUUCUGUCAAUUGUCAAUUGAGAAUAUUGUGGCGUCCCUCGAGAGCUAGGGGAGUCUUCCAGCUGCACAAUGGGCUUGUGUCUGAGUCGGUGCGGGGAGGCGCAGCACAAAGCUGCGGUGGUGGCCGUCACCAUUUCUCACCACGGUGCCUCUUCCCCCGCGCGACCAUCACGCUGCGAAGCACAGGACCACAGCCACUCGCUGAAGAGGUUUUUGCACAUGUACAACGAUGACAGUGAGAGCCGCAAAGUGUCCACAGCCUCUUUACGGCCAAGCCUCGAUGGAUCUUUUGCAAUUCCUCACAGCAGUGAACUCUUCUCCCUGCCCAGCGAAGGAUUGGGAUCAGACCUCUCCAGGUCGCCAUCGCCAGCGCGGGGAUCAAUGAGUUCUGUGAGGAGAUCCUCCACUUCUUGCAUUCCCCACUCUCCUAAGAGCAAAAACUCGGAUGUUGCCCCACUUGGUCGAUUCUCCACUGACAUUCCUCCCAUUGCGCCCAAGGGGAGCGCCAAAAAAGUACCGGCGCGGAAGUCUUGUUCAUCGCUCGGGCAACCAGCGAACUCUCCCUACAUGAACCUCGUGGAAACGAUUGCGCGCCUUGAGAAUUUCUGCGACGUGAAGCUGUUUUUGAAGAAGCGGAGCUCAACGAUUCGCGAUUCUUCACCUGAUUUAAGCUCUUGUGCGCAAAGGGAUUCAGUUCAGCUUCACGACUCAUGCCGCGACCUUGCCCAAAAGCUUCUUUGCUUCGCCAAUGAACAUGCUUACCAGAGUUUACAUGAUUCCAGUUCCACGAGACGAUGCGAUUCCGCUGGGAAUCCGAAAGAGUCUGAAGUGCGUGUCGACUCUCAUUCCGUCGAGGGAGGCUUGAAAGAUAGAACACUGCCGCUGGAGAUGUCCGUUGAAUGUUUUCUUAAAGAGGUGGAGAACUUUAUUUCUAAGGUAGAUGCAGUGCCGCAAACCCCUCUUCGUCAGCCUGACAUGGAGAGGAGAGUCGAGAGUGUGAAUUGCAGACCUUCGAGCUUAGAAUUCCAAGAUGCCGACGACAGGAUUCAGUUCACGGACUUCGAGGCAACCUUCGAGCUUCGCCCGGAACUCACGAAGAUAACAACAUCUAAUCAUGGCCUUGUAGAUGGUGGUCGUACUGACAACGCAACACAGGACAAUGGGAAUCAUCAAGUGAAUCUAGGUUCCACUUCUGCUUUGCGUGAAUCAGAGAAUGCCGCACCCUUGGUUUUACGCAAUCCCGCCCAUCGGCAUUCUAGGACAACCUCAGCCUUCGAUGGAACGCAUCCUGUUUCCAUUACUCCGAGGGACAACCAGCGGUCUGCUCUUUCAGAAAUUAGCUCCAACGUCAAUCUCGCACAUGACUCUCUCGCUCGGGAGAACCAUCUCUUGACACUGCGGACUCGGAACGGACCAAAGAAGGACGUUGCACACUCUUUCGACUCACAGGACCAUUCUGUUUUCCAGAUGGAGUUUAUUGAAUUGAAGAAAGAGCGAUGUGAAUUGUUAAAUGAAACGUACAACUUGACGGAAGCAAACGGAGUAGCAAACUUGAGCAUAGAAAAGACUCAGGAAGGUGAUGCAGAAGAUCCAACCAACCAGCGAUUACUUGAUGAAGUGAAAGCAAGCACCUCUAGAGGUAACGCAGCACCACCGUCAAUGGACAUCAUCAUUCCAGAUCUCCAGCCAACAAAGGAAGAAACAUCGGCGAGUGGAGGAGAGCAAGAGUCAGGAUGCGCCGAGGAUACACUGGGACGAGGGGACAUUCUCAUGGACUUUGCUGGUCUGGAAGGCAGUGAUGCGGGGCUGUUGGACGACGAUUCUGACAACUCUCUGUCGAUAGCGUUUGACAACCUCCUGAAGAUUUUGCAGAGUCCAUCUGGAGAGCUCGCUCAGAACACCAGCGAUCUUCUGGGAGUUCUGGCAGGACAACUGGACACUAGAGGGAGCGUCGAGUUUUGUGCGGAAGGAAGCCAGUUUUUGGACGACGAAGGGACGGCUCUAGAAGCUCAUGUCGACGAGGCCCAGGCAGUUGAAGUUGAGAGUUGGCAUGAUGCACCAGCCUCAUUGAGUUUCACGUCGGAGCUUCCCGGUCCGUCAUAGUAUCACAGGAGAAUUUCACCAGGAAAACGAGUGCACAGCUUUCAAGUACAAAAACUCCAGAGCCUGUGUCGGCCAUGUUCUCAAAGCAGCUCUUCAGAUCAGAUGGGUGGUUAUCGACACACAGCAACGCAGAAUGGUCCAACUGAUCACUCUUCCUCCGACGUCGUCUGUGUUACAAGGUGUGACAGAAGGCUUGCAAGACGUGCGGGAGAGAGAGAGAGAGAGAGAGGAUUCGACGAAGUGGACGAGUGAAGAAGAAUCAUGAAGAAGUGGAAUAGAUUUGUUGUGGAUAGAAUAUGGGGUAUUAUGGAUUCACCCACCAUAGCCUCAUCCUCUUGCCAAGCAGCAGGGAACCCACCUGGGUCAUGGCACCGUGAAAACGAGUCUCGUAGUAAAGGAAAGAAAAACAGCAAAACAAACAAUCAAUCCAACAAACAAACAAGCAAACAAAAUGUACAUUCAUUUAUCCCGAAACCUGAGAGGGUCCCAAUCCAUUCCUCAGUAUGUUA